Messenger RNA from Capsicum annuum, 1469 nucleotides. Its product is annotated as 28 kDa ribonucleoprotein, chloroplastic. Gene Ontology annotation, molecular function: mRNA binding. The record is from RefSeq and is a predicted model, not a curated record. NCBI's taxonomy places the organism in Eukaryota, Viridiplantae, Streptophyta, Magnoliopsida, Solanales, Solanaceae. The transcript is spliced from 4 exons. The coding region runs from base 278 to 1123 and encodes 281 amino acids. Gene Ontology annotation, cellular component: cytosol.
AAACUUCCAACAUGAAAAGGAAGUUGUGUGGCUAAGAAAACACCAACAUUCCAAAAAGAGUUUUAAUUCAACAAGAACAAGAAAAAGCAAAAAUCCAAAAAACUUAUCAGUUACAAUAUCCACCUCAUGUAUAUUUUCCUCCUAUCUCUUUGGAUUUCAUUUCUCCCACAUCAUCACUUCAACAAAAAAAAAAAAAAAAACUCUUUAAUAAACACCACUGAUAAAUUCUCUGAUCAAAAUCACCAUUACAUUUCACCUAUAUUCCUGCUUAUUGAACAUGGCAGCCACAGCUGCCACAGCAGUUACAAGUCUUCAUUGUAUCACACGUUCAAAGUUGUUAAACUGGCCUAGUUCUGAUCAUUUGCUUAAAAUAUCAUCAUCAACUAGAACACCACCAACAACACCAAAUGUAGCGUUAAUUUCAUCAUCUUCGUCAUGGUGGUCAAGUGAAGUUACUUCGAUUUACAAGAAGUGGAGGGUGGUGCCAAGGCUGGCAGCUGCAGUGGCACAAGAGGAAGUUGAGGCGGCCGCGGUGAAUGAGGAGGAGGAAGAGGGAGGAGAGGGUUCUAUUGAGAGUAGUAAUGAAGGUGAAGGUGUAAAUACUAAGCUUUAUUUUGGGAAUUUGCCAUAUCUUUGUGAUAGUGCACAACUUGCUGGGAUUGUUCAAGAUUAUGCUAGUCCUGAGCUUGUUGAGGUUCUGUAUGAUAGAGACACAGGUAAAAGCAGAGGAUUUGCAUUUGUGACAAUGAGUUCUCUUGAAGAUUGCAAGACAGUCAUCGAAAAUCUAGACGGAAGAGAGUAUGGUGGCAGAACCUUAAGGGUGAAUUUCUCAGACAAGCCUAAACCGAAAGAACCUCUUUACCCGGAAACUGACCACAAACUCUUCGUUGGUAACUUGGCGUGGUCAGUAACGUCUGAUAGUUUGGCACAAGCAUUUCGAGAAUAUGGAACUGUUGUUGGAGCUAGGGUACUGUAUGAUGGUGAGACCGGGAGGUCUCGCGGCUAUGGUUUCGUAAGCUUUGAGACUAGAGAAGAAAUGGAGAAUGCUCUUAACAAUCUCAAUGGAGUGGAAUUGGAUGGAAGGGCAUUGCGUGUUAGCUUAGCACAAGGGAAGAAACAAUAAGAUGGGACAAGAUUGUUGUAUAUUAGUUGUAAAAGUUGAAAUUUGCCAUCUAUGGAAGAACAAGUUUUAUUCAUGGAUUUAAGAUGGCUAAAAAAGGAUUUAACUUGGUCAAAAAGAGAUGUUUUAAUUUGAAUUACAUCUCUUUUCUUCUUUCCUUUUGUAAUUUAGAGAGCUAUAAUUAUUCCUUUCAUAUUGUAGAAAGAUAUUAUAGACUCAAAACUAAUUGGUGGUCUUAUUGGUAAAAGUGGUCUCAAUAGAUAAUGUAUGGGAUGUGUUUGAUGAGAAUGUUUGGUUUAUGUGCCUUAUGUAAGUGUUCAAUUAAAUAAAAGACCUUUAUUUUUUUUUA